AUGCACCUAGAACACGUGGAGAAUCAGCAGUUCAUGAUCAGGGCAGUGGCAAGCUCAAGGCCACUCCCACGGCAUGAAGACUGGGCGAUUGCCACCAUCCACCUGAUCCCGGGUAAUGUCCUAAACUUCAAUGCAGUCAGUGAGGUACUAGAUGACUUAUUUGCGGAUGUGACAAGAGUUCAGACCCGUGUGAUUCAGCGUACCCAUCUCAGUCAAGCUCUUGUUCGGUUUGAGCGUGUGUAUGACAUGGAUAGUUUGAUUGCCAAUAGCCCACAUCAGUUUGACAAUGUCGCCAUCUCCUUUGUGUGGCACAAUCAAGGCCGCAACUAG
This is a messenger RNA of Miscanthus lutarioriparius, 330 nucleotides long. The record is from the annotation of a GenBank genome assembly. Lineage: Eukaryota; Viridiplantae; Streptophyta; Magnoliopsida; Poales; Poaceae.